Messenger RNA from Opisthorchis viverrini, 2303 nucleotides. RefSeq lists its product as hypothetical. NCBI's taxonomy places the organism in Eukaryota, Metazoa, Platyhelminthes, Trematoda, Opisthorchiida, Opisthorchiidae. The record is from RefSeq and is a predicted model, not a curated record. The coding region runs from base 1 to 2013 and encodes 670 amino acids. The transcript is spliced from 7 exons.
AUGACGGUGACGUAUAACACGAGAAAUCCUGCGGUUAAACGAUUGUUGAAAGAAGCGCAAGAACUUGCGGAGCCCACCGAGCUCUAUCAUGCACAACCACUCGAGGACAACCUUUUCGAAUGGCAUUUCACAAUUCGGGGACCCGAAGACACGGAGUUCUCCGGUGGCGUGUACCACGGACGGAUACUUCUGCCCUCGGAAUACCCAAUGAAGCCUCCAAAUAUAGUAUUGCUAACGCUACCAAUUAUGGUGGUCUAUGACUUGAAAGCCUCCUUUGAUUCUAUGGACCGUUAUGUACUUUCGCGGUGUCUAUGUAGUAAAGGUGUCCUCCGCAAAUUCCUGGUCGUUUUUGAGGCGCGGUAUGUCAGCUCCCGCAGAUGCGUGAAGGUCUACGGGAAGCUCUCCCCUGAGUUUAUUGCGUCAAUUGAGGUUAGGCGAGGUUAUCCUCUUUCACCUUUCAUCUUCUACUUCUCCACUGAUAUGAUCAUGGAUGACUUACUCGCCGCCUCUAAUGCUUCUGGGGUCCAAAUGGCCCCAGGGCGUUCGCUUGCAGAUGUGUGGUCCCAGUCGUUCGUCUGCGAUUCAUGUGGGCCUACAUCCAACCUAUUACGUCCUCUAACGGAUGCCUCGCGAUCUGUGUGUCUAGAAGCUGCCGAGGCUGCCUCUCAGAUUACAAUUACUGGGACAGGGGAUGGACAGAAACCAACAGAGGAGCCUGAAGAGCCAACCUUGAAGGAGGAUGGUGAUAAAAAACCGGACACAGCCCAAUCUGUCUCAGCCAUUCCGAGCAAUUCCGGGCCAGAAACUUCGGGUAUUAACUGCUCCUCAGUCGUCAGUACUGUCCCUAGUCCAAGUGGGCCAUCGAACCCUCCCACAUCCACUUCCACAUACAUGUGGACUCCCGGUGCAGCUGAAUGCCUACAAGCUACACAAGUAGCAUACUGGCUGUGUUAUCCGAUCUACUAUCCGAUACCCCCUUCUGUGAAUUCAGCUUCAUCUGGUCUCCCCUUGAAUGUGAUGUCCAACCUAGGCACUUCAACAUCUCUGACCACCACAGCAACUUCAUCCACUGGUGAUCGCGUCCCGUUGAGCUUCGCAGAUUGGCUGAAAAACGCCCGUCAGAAACGAGCUCUGGGCAGUCCAUCCGACCCUGCAUCUUGUUCAGGCACAGUAUCCGCUCCGCUGACCCCAGCCGUCGUCACCAAUUCAGUGACUUGUCUUUCACAUCGAGCAUCGGCAUCAUUCACCGUUCACCGUGAUUCAGUUCAUCAACAUCCCACCACAAGUGUACUAUCCACAUCCACACCUGCUGCAGAAGCUGUCACGAUUGCGGCCCCUAAAUCAACAUCUGGGGCUAUCGUCGAUUUACACUCCAGUGAAACUGUAACAUCGGAAAGUAGCAGAGAUACUGUUAUCGAAGCAAGACAAUACGAUCGAGCAGGCGGCGCUAUAAAGGAGGUGAUCCACGAGACUGCGCCAGAUCGAGAGGAGUUAGGUUCGAAAUUAUUGGACAAUAAGCAGAAAGACAUCAAAAGUAACCCGGAGCCGUUGAGCCCCACAUCGCUGAACCUGCUGCAGGAAUCCGUCAUCGCGAAUGGGGAGACAAAGACUCUGCCUGGAGAGCCUAUACGGGCACAAGCAAGCGACUUGGAACCAUCAAAUGACUUUGUACACUCCAACGUUUCUGAAGGGGCCGCUACUGGUCGUGUUCAACCGCCAGUACAAAAUCUUCUUGCAAGUGGGUCCUAUCACACAGCCCAGAUAGAUCCGGAAGAGUGUUCUAGCGCCCUCAGUCGCAGACGAACGUCAGAAGAUGGUUAUGCUGUAACUCCUUCAAGUCGUCCGGUCUCUGCUGAGCCACGAAGCGCUACUAGUCCUGUACCUUCAUCGCGGGUCGAGAGCACUGCUGUGAACGUGCAUUAUCGAGCAGCGACGGUUUGCGCUGCAGGUGUCGCAGUUGCGCUCUUCCUCAUUGUCAUGCGUCGUCUGUCGCUCAUGCUGCACGGAGUGUGAGAUGCAACCUUAUUUCGUGUAGCUUCGAUUCAUCGCUGUGUGGUGCAGGUAGAUCCUGCCUUCGGUAGACGAACAGCUAUCUUCCAGACUGUACUCGUUGACCGGUUUGCAAAUGGUCUAUUAACACUUGAUUGUGCCUUGGGAUUCAACCAUUCUUUCACUCCACUUUGGUUUUGCUGUCUCCGCCCGGAGAAAAGGGGCUGCAACGCACGAACAUGUGGGCCACUUUCACUUCUUUUAACUUACAUUCCCUACACUUUGCACAUGUCAGUUGUUGAACGAAAUUCCUC